AUGGAUCGCCAAGUGGUAGGAAGGGGCCGCGGAAGACCCACUAGACAACACCCGGAAGCGGGUAGAGAUAGAGAGCCCGAGGUCAACCCAGACCAAAGGCAAGAGGGUGGGGCCAGAGACGGAGUGGCCACCUCUAUCAAUCGUAUCACUGACGUCCUAGAGCGCUUGAUUGAACACCAAGCUGCUGGACCAGUGCGCCAUCCAGGAGGCCCAGCCGAUUCUAACGACCGGGCACUGGAGAGGUUUCUAAAGUUCGGACCUCCUAAGUUCUACGGAGGACCUGAACCUGAGAUAGCUGAGGGAUGGUGGGAGAGAAUCUCCGACAUCUUCACAGCCCUGAACUAUACGGAAGAGCGGCAGGUAACUUUUGCCGCAUUCCAGUUUGAGGGAGCUGCUCGCUCCUGGUGGAAUCUGGUGAGAACUAACUGGGACAUGAAUCGUACUCCAAGGACUUGGGCGAACUUCACAAGGGAGUUCAAUGCCAAAUUCCUCCCACCGCUCAUCCAAGAAAAGAGGGAGGAUGAUUUCAUAAAAUGUAAGCAGGGGGCGAUGAGCGUCGCCGAGUACGAAGUCCAGUUUACCAAACUAUCUCGAUUUGCUCCUGAACUGGUAGUCACGGAGCAAAGGAGAGUCAGAAGGUUUGUACAGGGUUUGAAUGUGGAACUACAGGAAAGUUUAGCUGCUAUAAGGAUAGAUACCUUUGCUGAGGCUGUUGAAAGAGCGCAGCGAGUAGAAGUAACCAGAGCUCAGGUGAAGUCUUUUCAGUCCAAGAAAAGAUUUGCUCCUAGCAGUAGUCGGGAGCCGACUUUUGGAAAUGCUCCACCGGCCAAAGUGGGCCGAGGAACUAGUGGAGUGAACAGUUCUGGAGCACCACGAGGCGCCCAAGCAAGAGGAAAUGGGGCCAGAAGUGCAGGAGGACGAAAUAAUGGAGCUAGAGGGGGACCAAUUGGAAGAGGACAACCUAGGAAUCGGCCGCAAGGGGGUCGAGCAAUAGUUCCUCAAGCGACAUGUGCUUAUUACAAGAAACCUGGUCAUCCUAUGGAUAGCUGCUGGAAGAAGCAAGGAAGGUGCUUGAGAUGCGGAAGUAGUGAGCACCAAAUCUCUGGAUGUCCAAAGAUGCAAGAAGGGACUCCUCAGAACGCUAGACCAAACAAUUCUGGAGGGAGCCGACCAACAGUUCCUGCCCGAGUGUACGCCUUAGGGGACCAACCUGUACCCGAUUCCUCGGAGGUAGUGGAAGAUGUGCAACCAGUUAGAUUACCCUUUGAUCUUGAAGUUAGGACACCCAUGGGUAACAAGAACGUAAUCACUAGCUUGGCUUAUAAGAAUUGUGAAUUCUGGAUUGGAGAGCGUAAGAUGCUAGUGGAUCUGAUUAGUCUGGAUAUAAAAGGUUACGAUGUUAUUAUAGGAAUGGAUUUUCUAGGCCAUCAUCAUGCUAAACUUGACUGUCGAGCGAAAGUGGUGGAAUUUUGUAUACCUGGUGAAGCAACCUUGAGGUUAGAUGUUAAGGGUAGGUUAGCAUCUUCUGCUAUGAUCUCAGGAAUUUGA
This is a messenger RNA of Coffea arabica (coffee), 1548 nucleotides long. RefSeq lists its product as uncharacterized. The record is from RefSeq and is a predicted model, not a curated record. NCBI's taxonomy places the organism in Eukaryota, Viridiplantae, Streptophyta, Magnoliopsida, Gentianales, Rubiaceae. Gene Ontology annotation, molecular function: nucleic acid binding; zinc ion binding.